Messenger RNA from Puntigrus tetrazona (Sumatra barb), 1508 nucleotides. RefSeq names its product RALY RNA binding protein like (gene ralyla). The transcript is spliced from 9 exons. Bases 168 to 992 code for a protein of 274 amino acids. Lineage: Eukaryota; Metazoa; Chordata; Actinopteri; Cypriniformes; Cyprinidae. Gene Ontology annotation, cellular component: nucleus. The record is from RefSeq and is a predicted model, not a curated record. Gene Ontology annotation, molecular function: RNA binding.
AGUGAGCAGGCUGAAUGGACGCAGUGUGGGCAGGUGGGUGAUGAAGCGGGCAGCAGCCGCUGUCACAUGAUCCGGGGAAGCUGAGAUCUGAGCGAUCCAGAAGCACUCUGCACUCGCUCUCCAUCUCAUCUGAUGCUCGGUCUCUGUGAUUGGACAUCCUGAGAAGGAUGACUGGGAAAACUCAAACCAGCAAUAUAACAAACAAGACAGAUCCUCGCUCGUUGAAUUCCAGAGUGUUCAUUGGUAACCUCAACACCGCUGUGGUCAAGAAAACUGACAUUGAGCUUAUUUUUGCCAAGUAUGGGAAGAUCACCGGCUGCUCUGUGCACAAGGGCUUCGCUUUCGUCCAGUAUGCCUGCGAGAGGAAUGCUCGAUCGGCUGUGGCUGGUGAGAACACCAGGGUGCUGGCUGGACAGACUUUAGACAUUAACAUGGCUGGAGAACCACGUCCUUACAGACCAAAAGUGGGAUCUAAGCGACCUUUCUCCUUAUACAGUGGCUAUGAAUUUGAUUAUGAUUUCUACAGGGAUGAUUUCUAUUCCAGAAUUUUUGACAUUCAUGGGAGAUUAGCACCAUCCCCUCGGGCUAUGAUACCCAUCAAGCAUUCCCGUUUGGUUGCACUCUCAACACGCAGGACAAAAAACUCAUUCCAGCCAAAGAUGUCUACCUGCUCUUCUUAUAUAAGAAAGCUGUCUUCAGUGAAAUCCGAUCAGCUCCUGACAAUCAAACAAGAACUGUCCCAGAUAAAGAUUAAGAUCGACUCCUUACUGGGAAGGCUAGAGAAGAUUGAACAGAAGCAGUUAGCAGAAGCAGACGCUCACAGGAAGCAUGAGAAGGCCUAUCAAUCUCUCUAUAGUGAGACAGAAGAGGAUGUGGAUCAGGAACAUCAGGAUGCGGGGUCUUGGGAAGUGACUGAUCAAGGUGAUGAUGGAUAUAACGACAGGGCUAACAGUGAACUGAUAGACAACCACAUAUCUGAUGUAGACAACUGAGCAAGGACUGGGACCAGCACACCUAUCAAGUUUACUAUUUUUGGAAGAUAUCCAGAUGGAAUUGUUCACCCUUUCAUGUCUAUUUAUUAAAUUUAUUUAUUUGUAUUUUUCAUUCAUUCAGCUGGUCAUUCAUGCACAUACAUGAGUAUGUAUAGUCAGACAAAAUGAAAGGAUGAAUACCGUAACUUAAUGUAAAAUAAUUUGUGUGUUUUAUCUAGCAAACGUGAUCAGUUUCAGUGUCAUUGUCAUAAAUGUUUACAAAUAAAUGAUAAAAAAAUUAAUAGUAUGUGCAUUUGAUUUUCUUUUGGACAUUAAUUAUGUACAUAUUUAAAUAAUAUGCACAUUUAUGUACAAGUAAAAUCUAAAAUGAUUUGUGUGUCUCCCAUUAUUAGGAAUACAUGCUAUGUUUACGUUUAUUAUUUUAAUGUAGUUUAUAAUAACUUAUCUGAAGAGUGUAGUAAAAAUUAUUUUUGUGUGUUUAAUAUUGUGUGACGCAAUUGUGAAAUAAAACCUGCC